Contarinia nasturtii (swede midge) is the source of this 2939-nucleotide messenger RNA. Its product is annotated as folate-like transporter 2. Gene Ontology annotation, biological process: vitamin transport; transmembrane transport. Bases 1227 to 2642 code for a protein of 471 amino acids. Gene Ontology annotation, cellular component: plasma membrane. Gene Ontology annotation, molecular function: vitamin transmembrane transporter activity. NCBI's taxonomy places the organism in Eukaryota, Metazoa, Arthropoda, Insecta, Diptera, Cecidomyiidae. The transcript is spliced from 6 exons. The record is from RefSeq and is a predicted model, not a curated record.
UUGUUGAAAACCGGAUAAAUAUUAGCAGUAGAUAGUCGUUUUUUGGUCCUAUUUCGAUCAUUAGAUGGACCAAAAUAGUCGAGCUAUCGAAAUGCGUUUAAGAGUAAAUCUCAAUAAAGUGUAAAAAUCGUAGAAAGAGGCGAUAAGAUUACUGCCUAAAAUGAUAAAAAAAUAAAAUUCACGUAUAGUUGGCGCUACAUUCUAUGUAAUAAGCGUAUACUUUCCAGAAAACAAGUGUGCAUAGAAUGCAGCGCCAACUAUAUGUGAAUUUUAUUUUUUAUCGUUUUAGGCAAUAAAUCUAUGGUUUUCUUAUGGCUUCUUUGUGGGAAUCUGGGAAUGGUCAACUCUAACCAUUUUGAGGAUUUUCCCAUUACAAUACUUUUCCAAUAUGUGCGCGUGGAAGAGUAAAAAGUCAUAGACAUAGUAAAUGUAUGAAUGGCCAGAAGAGCGUGCGUAGCGAGUGGAGGCCCGCUAGUGAUAUCACAAUGUUGUCAAAAAUUGAUAAUUUUACAAUUUUCCAAAACAAAGUUGUGACGAAUUUAAAACACCAUUCCAAAAUUAGCUUAAGUGCAAGCAAACCAGAAAAACGUUUGUAUUAAAUUAAUUUUGAUUGGUUCAUUUGUUGUUGAUUGUCAAUGAUUGACAACGCUGUAUGUUCGAUUUUUUUUCUCCAGCGCAGCUAUAUGUAAAAUAUUGUAAAUAUUUUUAAAGUGUUUGUGUCGUAAAUUGCAAAGUAAUCAAUACUAAUUUAUAAAUCAGUGCAAAAAAAUCAAUUCAUUAAACACGUUUUUAUUUGUGUUAAAUUAAUGAGCUGAUCCUCUGUUACAUUAAUGAAUUAUUAUAUAUUUUUCGCAACUGAAAGAAUACGUUGGCGCAAAAUAGAGAUGCAAUUUGAUCCAGGAUUAGGACUUGUCCAAUGUUCUUCAGUCAGAUAGAAAUGUGGCGUUACUUUAUAUAAUAACACUUAACGGGGCACUUCAAAACUGUUAAACAGUUGUGAAAUGUUAACUUUUGAAUUUUCGGCGCCACUUUUGUAACCAUUUUUCACGCUUUAAAAUUUGCAGAUGAUGAGCGUAUCGGAUAUUAAAAUUUACUGUCAGUUGUGAAACAAAACUUGUUCGUUCUGGGAGGAAAAACGAACCAAAUACAUUUCGCACAUCGAUUCAAACCGGUAAUUGGAUUUGUUUGUGGUGGGCUCAAUAAAUGUGGCAGCAUCAUCAAUAAAAAUGCUAGAAAAUUGGCAAAAAGUGUCCUUUCUACUGUGUGUAUUCGGCUUUCUGCGUGAGAUGCGACCAUCAGAGCCAUUUGCCGUCGAGUUUUUCAUCAAUUACCGAAACAUCACCAACGAUGAAUUGACAAAUUACUAUUUUCCAUUGGGCACCUACUCGUACAUGAUUCAGUUAGUUGUCAUUUUCUUAAUUACCGACAUAAUGAGAUACAAGCCGAUUAUAGUGUUCUCUGCAUUUAUUGGAAUGCUGUUGUUUGGCUUGAUGUCGUGGACAACAUCAAAAGAGGCUAUUUUAUUCGUACAAAUGGCCUUCGGAACGUUUAUGGCAUGCGAAAUAGCCUAUUAUACAUAUAUUUAUGCAAAAGUAGAACGCAGCAAAUACCAAUUAGUGACAGGACACACACGAUCUGCAAUAUUGGCCGGUCGAUUUGUUGGUGCUGCAUUCGCACAAUUGAUCGUAUCCUUUGGUUUGAUGAAUUACAAGGAAUUAAAUUAUAUUUCAUUUGGAUCUCAAUGUUUUUCGCUGAUUAUUGCGCUUCUGUUGCCAUCGGUGAGUGUCAGUUUGUAUUUCUAUUCGAAUUCAAAUGGAAAUGAAAAUGGAAAUGAAAAUGAAAGUGGUAAUUGCCACGUAAACCAUGCACAUUCCAAUGGCAGUAUGGAUGAAAUGCAUGUAAGAAAAGUGUCAGCGACCAAUGACUGUGAUUUGAGCAACAUUGAAAAAUCAAAUUCCAAGCAGAAUGUCGGCGAACACGGAAUGCCAACAUUUUCAUUGUCGCAUGCAAUUCAACGAAUCGGUAACCACAUAAAAACAUCGUACUCAAAUGUGACCGUGAUUCAAUGGAGCAUUUUGUGGUCGAUGUCAAUGUGUGGAUUUUUGCAAGUUCAAUCAUACAUUCAACCGUUGUGGAAAGAAAUCGAUCCACACGAAACGGUCUUAUACAAUGGAGCUGUUGAAGCAUUAAUCACACUUUUGGGAGCUAUCAGUGCAUACGCGGCCGGUUUCUUGAAUAGCAAAAGUUUCAAUCGUUAUGAAAUUUGGAUUUUAACUAUUUUAAUGCUGGUUGAAGGUGGUCUUCUUCUAUGGGGCUCACUUACGACAUCUUUAUGGUGUUGUUACAUUUCCUACGUGAUUUUUGGCAUGAUUUACCAUUUUAUGAUCACAGUUGCAAGCGCAUCUGUUGCGAAGAAGUUGCAUGAAGAAUGUUUCGCUUUGAUCUUUGGCAUCAAUACCUUAUGCGCACUGAUUUUACAAUCAUUUCUAACCUUUGUUGUGAUCACAAAGUACAAUUUACUAUUGCGAACUCAAUACCAACUUUAUUCGUAUUUAUUCUUUGUGCUGGCAUUGAUUUAUAGUGUGAUUGGUGUUGCCAAAAUGUUUGUCCAACGAAGAAAACUCUAUGAAGUCAAGGGUUAGCGCUUAGCGCAUUAUCAAAACCAUUUUCUACAACAUCUAUUUCGAAUUGAUCGAUCAACAUUGAUUUGAGUUAACCUAAUCAGUUUGAUUGUAAAUGGUACAAAACGUCAUAAAAGACAAAUCAAAAUGCAUAUUCGAUAAGUACAAAUCAUUUUGCUAUGUAUAUACAAAAAGUAUAUUAUACUAUUAGUAUACGAUAUAGUUUUUCUUUUUGUUUUCUGUAAAAAAUAAAAGAAUAGUGACGAGAAAAUCUCAUGAGCGACUUAAAUAAAACAACAAUGGAAAUUGACAUGAAAA